Messenger RNA from Acanthoscelides obtectus, 408 nucleotides. Lineage: Eukaryota; Metazoa; Arthropoda; Insecta; Coleoptera; Chrysomelidae. The record is from the annotation of a GenBank genome assembly.
AUGAAGCUUUUUAUAGUUAUAUUUACCGUACUGAUUCCUACCAUCUAUUGCCUCUCUGAUCAGGAAGAAUGGCAACAAUUCAAAACGCAACAUGGUAAAUCCUACAGAAGUCUCCUUGAGGAAAAGAGACGUUUCGAUAUCUUCAAGUCCAACCUCCGAAUGAUAGAUGAACAUAACCAGAGGUUCAACAAUGGUGAGGAAACCUUCAAGAUGAGAAUUAAUCAAUUUGGUGACUUGAGUCAGGAAGAAUUUCGUCAAAUGCUGAGCUUGCAGAAAGACCAAAUUCCGAAUCGCGGGGAUAACUUAGCAUUACUGGAUGACAAUGUAGAUAUACCGAAAGAAGUAGAUUGGAGAGCAGAGGGCGCUGUCACUGCAGUGCGGAAUCAACUGUCUUGCGGAGGUUGUUAG